CGUCACUUGUUCUCUCAUUCUGCACCGCGGCAUCACCAGUAGGUCCACCACGGAGUCCUGAAUCGUCUUUUGGAACAACUCGUUGGAAAAGAUUUUCUUCCUUUUAAAACGCACCCUUUCACUCAAAAGCGCCGGCUUUUUUUCGUCUAACUGUCCUCCAUGAGAUUCUUCAGGCUUACCUUCAAGUGCUUCGUCGACUGCUUCUGAGUCUCCUGCGUCCCGCGGCGCUUGCUGACAUUUUUAAAAAAAAUCAUCUCUUGGCUGUGCUGAAGCGUUCAAACGUGUGGAAAAAAAACCUGACUUCUUAAUAUUCUUAAUUGUAUUUUUUUAUAUUUCAAAGGUGAAAUAAACUGAUCAAAUCAAAGAGGGUGCUAAACAUAUCUGCCUCUCUUGGCACGUUUACCCUCCCUGGUCUAAAAACCAGCAGCCAGCUCUCGUCUCCAUCUCCCCAAUUUAAAUUCCAUAUCCAUUUUUUUCUGGAACAGUUCAACAAUAUGUCAGCAGAAUUGGAAGAAAGUAAUCGAGGUGAAAUCAGCCUCCCUCAGUUGGAGGCUGGGGAGAUAUCCGAAGGUGAGGGUGGGGGAUCAGCUCACCCCCUGGUGUCGGUGCCCGGAGCCGGCCCAGGCCGCGCCGACGGUGGAGGAACUGGUCCUCCACAGAUCCAGGAUGGAACUGUUGCUGCGGCUGAUGUGGUUCCAGCGGUGGAAAGAGAAACCUGGACCAGACAGAUGGACUUCAUCAUGUCCUGCGUGGGUUUUGCUGUCGGCUUGGGCAACGUGUGGCGCUUCCCUUACCUUUGCUACAAGAACGGAGGAGGUGUGUUCCUCAUCCCCUACUUGCUGAUCGUGUUCAUCGGGGGCAUCCCUGUCUUCUUCCUAGAAAUCUCUUUAGGGCAGUUCAUGAAACAGGGAGGGGUCUCCGCCUGGAACAUAGCGCCUCUUUUCAAAGGUUUGGGCUUGGCCUCGAUGGUGAUUGUGUUCUUCUGCAACACUUACUACAUCAUGAUUCUGGUGUGGGGUCUCUACUUUCUCUUCCACUCUUUCACCAACCCACUUCCGUGGGCCACCUGCGGACACACUUGGAACACCCCCAACUGUACAGAGGACUUCCGGCGCACCUGCCACAACCGCAGUGUGGCCCAGUUGUCUCAGCUAUCAUCUGCUGCGCAAGCCGUCAAGCCUCUCGCCUCUGUGCUUCCACUGGACGUGUCCGCGACCCUUUCACUCCUUAACAACAGCUGCAUGGAGAUGGAAGGCAUGCGCUCCCCUGUCAUUGAGUUCUGGGAACGCAACGUUCUUCGCCUGUCCAGUGGCAUUGAUGAACCUGGCGACAUCAGCUACCAGAUGGUGCUGUGUCUCCUCGUCACCUGGGUCAUUGUUUACUUCUGCAUGUGGAAGGGAGUCAAAUCUACAGGCAAGAUUGUGUACUUCACAGCACUGUUCCCGUACGUGAUUCUGGUUGUUCUUUUGGCCCAUGGUGUCACACUACCUGGAGCAUUAAAUGGGAUUAUAUACUACCUGAAACCAGAUUGGUCCAAACUAGGAGAAGCACAGGUGUGGAUUGAUGCUGGCACCCAGAUUUUCUUCUCCUAUGCCAUCGGACUGGGUGCCCUGACGGCACUGGGCAGCUACAACCGCUUCAACAACAACUGUUACCAGGAUGCGUUUGUGCUGGCACUCAUUAACAGCGGAACCAGCUUCUUUGCAGGCUUUGUCGUCUUCUCCGUGUUGGGUUUCAUGGCUGCAGAGCAAGGUGUGGACAUCAGUAAGGUAGCUGAGAGCGGGCCUGGCCUGGCGUUUAUUGCCUACCCCAAGGCUGUGACUUUGAUGCCCAUGGCACCACUGUGGGCAGCAGUCUUCUUUUUCAUGUUACUUGUACUUGGCUUGGACAGUCAGUUUGUCGGAGUAGAGGGUCUAAUAACCGGAGUCAUGGACAUGCUUCCACCCAAGUCACCCCUUGCCUCCUUGCGGCGAGAGGUGGUGGCAGCCAUCUGCUGCGUCAUCUGCUUCAUCAUUGAUAUGUCCAUGGUCACAGAGGGAGGGAUGUAUGUCUUCCAGUUGUUUGACUACUACUCAGCCAGUGGCAUCACUCUGCUGUGGCAGGCUUUCUGGGAAUGUGUGGUGAUUGCGUGGGUCUAUGGAGCAGACCGUUUCAUGGAUGACGUGGCCCGUAUGAUCGGCUAUCAGCCCCUUCCCUACAUGAAGUGGUGCUGGUCUUACAUUACACCCCUUGUCUGUGUGGGAGUGUUCCUGUUCCAUGUGGUUAACUACAAGCCCCUAACCUACAACACUGUGUACACAUACCCAUGGUGGGGUGAAAUGAUUGGCUGGGCUUUGGCCCUUUCCUCCAUGCUUUGUAUCCCACUCACUGUUGUCUACAAGCUGCUGCGCAGCAAAGGAUCACUGCGGGAGCGCUGGCAGCACCUGACCACCCCUAUUUGGGGCAAACAUCACCUGGAGUACCUCGCCCCAGAGAGCGAGGCCAAACUGCUGCCCCCUGCAGGAUCUAAGAAUGACCAUCUCUUCGAAAGUGCCGUAUGAGUCAAAACCCCCGAGAGCUCAAAGUCACCGUCAUCAUUUGUACAUAAGUUCCCGUAAAUUAGUUCCCCUAAUAUGAAUAAAACUUGAGUGGUAAGAGCUGGAAAAUUGCUAGAAUAUCUAGGCCCCACAUGGGCCUACUAUUAGAUUGGAAAAUAAGUGAUACACACACCUCCGGUUAUAACAUGUCUUUUCCACUCUUCCCUGCUCCUUGACUCUUCCUCUGCUCACCAGCGCUCUCUUUCUCUGCUUCUUGUGCUGUCUUGUCUCGCGUGUGUCCCUUGUGCUUGCACUUAAGCGCUCUCUGUCAGGGUUCCAGCAACUUCAUCCAGUUCGAUACGGUCGAAUCACCAUGUGAAUAUGAAAUGAAAAUACUUGUGAAACCUCACAUCUGCUGCUAAAAUGCAACAAUUGGAGAUGUGUGUGUGUGUGCGUGCGUGCGUGCGUGCGAGAGCUCCAUGUUGCUUUCCACAAUCUCUAUUACGUCAUACUGUGCAAAAAAAAAAGAAGAUAAACGACAAUCCAUCUUCAGAUCCAAAUGUGCUAUGAACUUAUGUAUCCAGUGUUUGUGUCUGUGAUUUAGUGUUAUCAAUAUUAGGACUUUAUCAUUAUCAGUAUUUCUCCCCAAUGAAAGUUAGACUAGGAUAAGAAAGAUCACACAAACGUUGACAGUAUGGACAGUUGAGACUCAAUAAAAGACCCAAAAUUGAA
This is a messenger RNA of Syngnathus typhle (broad-nosed pipefish), 3248 nucleotides long. RefSeq names its product sodium- and chloride-dependent creatine transporter 1-like. Lineage: Eukaryota; Metazoa; Chordata; Actinopteri; Syngnathiformes; Syngnathidae. Bases 495 to 2540 code for a protein of 681 amino acids. The transcript has 14 exons. Gene Ontology annotation, biological process: sodium ion transmembrane transport. The record is from RefSeq and is a predicted model, not a curated record. Gene Ontology annotation, cellular component: membrane.